Molecule: messenger RNA, 2439 nt
Organism: Siniperca chuatsi (mandarin fish)
Lineage: Eukaryota; Metazoa; Chordata; Actinopteri; Centrarchiformes; Sinipercidae
Exons: 5
Coding region: 110-490 (126 amino acids)
Source: RefSeq, a predicted model, not a curated record
CCUCCCCUUUUCUCCCUCGCUCUGCUCAUGUUCAUUCACAGCUCCGUGGAUCAGGACCAUCACACCUCUGCUCUCUUUGUCUCUCAUUCAUUCUCUCUGUGUUUGAAUCAUGUCCUCUUCUUCGCCCGUCCUGUCUCUGUAUCUGAGCGCUGCCUCGCUGAUCCUGCUGACUGCUGUGUCUGAGGCUCAGUAUUACGACUUCACGCCGGCUCCAGACUACGACUUGGACUACAACGCCACCUUCGAGUACAGCUUCUUCAGUAACGCCAGCAGCGAGGACCUGGACAAGUUCAGUGAAUCAUUCAUUGACCAGGAGGAAGGGGAGGAGGAAAAGGAAGUGACUGUUACCGCGGCAACCACCCAACGAACCACAGAGCAGGACAGGGUCAACGCCGCAUCACCUCCUGUUUCUCUGGAAGUCAGGACUCUGGUCUGGACUCUGACGAUCCUGAUCAUCCUCAACAUGCAGCAGCUGCAACACACACUAUGAGACCGACACACACUCAGCAGCUGUUGUUGGAUCACUUUGAUCCUGCAGAAACCAGCGUGGGUCACCUGAUCUGAGGUGGGCGGGGUCGCAGUCACCUCUGUGACCUUUGACCUCUGCAGAGUGAAACACUUCCUGAAAACGGCAGCGGAGCCACAGUUUCCCUCAGCGUCGGUUCACAGGUGGACCUCAGCCAAUCACAAAGCUUCACCAGCUCCACAGUUCACUGCAACAAGAACAUGAACUCUGUCAGUUUCAACUUUAUCACGUGUGGAAUUAUUUUUCACUGUUUUUCACUUUUUUAUUUAAAUGUGGGAGAGACCGAACAUGACAAAGAGCUCCUCUGAAUUGUGGGAUUUUAUUAUUAAAUAUGGUGGGCGAUCUGUGUAAGUGUGGAAGUUCAUUAAUGACAAAACUGUUGAGUGACAGCAAAGUAAGUCGAGACUCAUAAACACAAAAACAAAUUCACGAAGAAAAAAAAGUCAAUUCAAUUUUAAAUUUCAAUUUUAGAUAAAGCAGCGAGUUCUCAGACACAGAGAUGGACAAACAUUUCUGGAGUAUUUUCUUCUGGGAACUGACCUGAAAUCAGAAAUCUGUUCCUCUCAGUCUGAACUCAGAUCAGCUGACAGGCUUCAACUGGACACAACUGUUUUUUAAAGUUUUAACAUCUUUUAAACAAAUGAAGAAGUUGAGGAUGCUCAAACCAACAAAACACAUAAAAAGCACGCGUGUUUUCUGACCUGCAGGCUCUGGUUCAGCUUUGGUUUUGGGAAAGACGCACACUGUGAAACCCUCUGCUGCAGUGAAAGUGUGAGAGUGUGAUCAGGAAAAAGUCCUUAAAGCAUUAAAGCAGUGCAGCGUCCCUGUGGCUGCUGUGCUGUUAUAUAUUCUGUCAUCAGGUUAUUAUUCCUCGUGCAUUAAUGUAAAGCAGGAUGUUGCUGCUGCAGCUGGUGGAGCUGGAGCUCAUGUUGAACCGGUUUGUAUCGGACUGCAGCUGAUGAUGCUUUUCAUUCUGGAUCCAUCUGCCGAUUCUUUUCUCCGUCGAUCCGUCGAUCGAUCGGUUUGGAAAACUGGUGAAAACGGUGAGAAACACCGUCACGACGACCCAGAGCCCAAAGCGACGCCUUCAGCGUGUCGUCGUGUCCGACCGACAGUCCGAAGCUCGACGUUAUUAACAAACAUCACAGUUAUUACAGUCGUUCAGAGGAAAAGCAGCAGAUCUGCACAUCUGAGGAGCUGCAGCCAGGAAGGGAUUUACAGGAGAAACGACUUCAAACAUCAAAACAGCUGCUGAUUCAUUAAAUAAUUAACUGAUUAAUGGACUAAUCGUCUCAGCUGAACUCGUUUAAACUGUUGCAGUUUAAUUUAUAACAAAACAUCAGAUUUUAUAAAACAUUGGUCUUUCUGCUGUCUUUGUCAUUGAUUAGGUUCCAUAAAUACACCUGAACCGCUCAGACAGGAAGUGCCUGCAGUUUAUUUUAAACUUUCUGAGUGACGGUUUGUGUUUCCAUAACAACGGCGCCCCCUAAUGUUACAGCGUGAAGCUGCUCCCUGAGUUUAUGUUCAUGCUUCUAAUGAAACGUGUCAAACUGUAAAAGACAGAAGAUGGUCCAGGCUCAUGUUGUAAACGUCGCUCUCGUCACUCCUCCACGUUUUAUCUCUAAACAUUUCACAUCAGUUUUUAUCUGUGAAUCAAACAAACAGCACUUAACCGUUUAUUCUCUUUAGUUUUAUCUGUAAUCGACUGUAACAAUAUUUAAACUCUACUUUUAAUCACAGUGUUUGAUUCACCAACCAGUUCUAGUUCACUUUUUUAAGGUUUUUAAACUCUACAAACCUCAGCACACAAUGAGGAAAUAUAGAAAAGAAGAACAUUAGAGGACUAAUAGAACGAUCACAACAGAUUUAUAUGUUUUACUUUAAUAUUUGUUAAUAAAAUGUGUGAAAAUGUA